AUGUACAACAGUGAAAACAACCCCGAGAAUUUCCCCGAUGGCGGCAAAGAGGCAAACCUAGUCUUGCUAGGCUCAUUUUUGGGUCUUAUUGCCGAUUUCGGCAUCCCCAACACUUUAGGAGCCAUUGAAUCUUACGUUUCAUCUAACCAGCUUCGAGACAUUGCCAAAGCUGAUGUCGGUUGGGUGUUUUCGCUUUAUUUAUGCAUCAUGUACUUGGGAGGGUUGUUGUUUGGUGAGUUGUUUGACAAGUUUGGCGCGAAAAAACCGUUGAUGGUGGGCACGUUGUUGAUGUGCACGGGGUUGAUUUUGACUGGUGAAAGUACCGAGUUGUAUCAUUUCAUUCUCAGUUUUUCGGUCUUGACUGCCUUGGGUACUUCAAUCGCGAUGUCUCCCUUGAUUGGGUGUUUGAGCCAUUGGUAUUUGAGGAAACGCGCGUUGGCUUGUUCCGUGGCCACCAUUGGCGGGUUGGUUGGAGCUUCUUGCUUUGCCAUCAUGUUGCAGCGGUUGUAUGAAACGAUUGGAUACAAGAAUGCCUUGAGGGUGUUGAGCUGUAUUUGCUUUGCGUGUAUGGCGUGUCUGAUUGUGUUGGUGAAAGAGCGCAAACAAACAAAAGAAGCAACUUCAGGAACGGAGUCAGGGUCAGGGUCACUGGCAGAGGCCAGUGAUAAACAGCACAAAGAAACUAGGUUAGCAAAGCUAUUGAAAUUUCUCAAGGGAGCUCUCGAUGUCAAAAUCUGGACUGAAAAAAAAUUCAUUUGCCUAACAUUGGCGGUUUUCUUAGCAGAGGUGGUGUCCAUGACUACGUUGACGUAUCUUGGUUCGUAUGCGUUGGCCUUUGGUGUCGACCAAACGUCGUCCUAUUUGUUGUUGACCAUAAUCAACCUCUGUGGCAUCCCAUCGCGGUUGAUGUCGGGGGUCGUGGCUGACAAAUACGGCAGAUUCAAUGUCAUGAUUGGCACCUCUAUUUUGACAACCAUUUUUGUGUUUGCAUUAUGGUAUCCAGCCAAACACGUGACCUUGUUGUACCUGUUUGGAGUCUUGUUUGGCAUUUCAACCUCGGCUGUUCUAGCGUUGAUCCCCGCCUGUGCUGGCCAAAUCUGCUCGCUGGAAUCGUUUGGCAAGAUUUACGGGAAUGUCUAUUUUUUCCUUGGGUGGUUGACCUUGUUGGGAAUGUAUUUUGCCUCCUUGGUGAUUGGCGAUGGGUCCAGGAGAAGCUACAGCAAUUUUGUCUUGUUUGAAGGGGCGCUAAGUGUAGCUUCUGUCAUUAUGUGGUUAUUGGCCAGAUCCAGUGCCGUAGGCUGGAAGUGGUCAAAAUUUUAA
Lodderomyces beijingensis is the source of this 1320-nucleotide messenger RNA. NCBI's taxonomy places the organism in Eukaryota, Fungi, Ascomycota, Pichiomycetes, Serinales, Debaryomycetaceae. The record is from the annotation of a GenBank genome assembly.